Messenger RNA from Coprinopsis cinerea okayama7#130, 1600 nucleotides. Its product is annotated as hexose transporter. Lineage: Eukaryota; Fungi; Basidiomycota; Agaricomycetes; Agaricales; Psathyrellaceae. Bases 32 to 1600 code for a protein of 522 amino acids. Gene Ontology annotation, molecular function: carbohydrate:proton symporter activity. Gene Ontology annotation, biological process: carbohydrate transport; transmembrane transport. Gene Ontology annotation, cellular component: membrane. The record is from RefSeq and is a predicted model, not a curated record. The transcript is spliced from 8 exons.
CCCCGUCCAUCUUCAACUCAAUUUAGGAACUAUGGGUGGUGGUGCUGUUGCAUCUGCUGGUGGCAAUGGUGGCUUUGCCCAUCUCGUUGACCCCAACCGCAAAUGGUACAACAACAAGCGAAUCAUCGCUUUGAACGGUUGGAUCUUCUUGCUCCUUAUCACUUCGUCGACCAACGGUUUCGACGGGAGCAUGAUGAACGGUCUCCAGUCCAUUCCCGAAUGGAGAGACUACUUCAACAAGCCGUCCGGCUCAAUGCUUGGUCUGCUUAACGCCAUCCAGAACAUUGGUUCAUUGGCUGCCUACCCUUUCGCCCCCUACAUCUCUGACGGGUUGGGACGAAGGAGUUCCAUCUUCUUGGGUGCUGUCAUCAUGUGUAUCGCUACUGUCAUCCAGACAGCUGCUCAGUCGGUCGGAAUGUUCAUUGGCGCUCGUUUCUUGAUUGGUUUCGGUCUCACUUUCGCUGCAAGUGCCGCCCCCAUGUUGGUCACAGAAAUCGCCUACCCCACCCAUCGUGCUGCUUUGACCUCUACCUACAACUCCCUCUGGUACUCUGGUGCCAUCAUUGCGGCCUGGUCCACUUUCGGUACUUUCCAGAUGAAGGGAAGCACCUGGUCGUGGCGUAUCCCCUCCGCUUUGCAGGGUGUCCCCUCUAUCAUCCAAGUUGCCCUCAUCUGGUUCUGCCCCGAGUCCCCUCGUUGGUGUGUCAGCAAGGGCCGCCAUGAACAGGCAUUGAAGACUUUGGCUUACUACCACGCCGACGGCAACGAGGACGAUCCCCUUGUCAAGUACGAAUUCGAGGAAAUCAAAUCCAGCGUGAGCCUUGACUCCGAGGUCGCCAAGAAUAUCGGUUGGAAGACUCUCUUCAGCACCCGCGGCAACCUCAGGCGUAUGCGUAUUAUCAUUGCCCUCGCUUUCUUCUCUCAAUGGUCUGGCAAUGGUCUCGUUUCCUACUACCUCAACAAGGUCUUCAACACCAUCGGCAUUACCGACGGCACCAUCCAGCUCCUCAUCAACGGUCUCUUGCAAAUCUGGAACUUGGCUUGGGCUUUGGCUGCUUCCUUCAUGGUCGAGAGGCUUGGUCGUCGCUUCCUGUUCAUCACUUCCACCAUUGGCAUGAUCAUCUUCUUCUGCUUGCAAACUGCCUGCACUGCCGUCUACGACAAGACCGGUAGCAAGCACGCCGCCAACGCUGUCAUUGCCUUCAUCUUCUUGUUCUACGGAUCCUACGACUUGGCCUUCACCCCCUUGAUUGUGUCCUACACCGUCGAGAUUCUCCCCUACCACAUCCGUGCCAAGGGUUUCGUCGUCUUCAACUUCGCCAUCUCCCUCUCCCUCAUCUUCAACCAAUACGUCAACCCUGUCGCCCUCGACGCCAUCAGCUGGAAGUACUACAUCGUCUACUGCGUCUGGCUCGGCUUCGAGCUCGUCUUCGUUUACUUCUUCGUCAUUGAGACCAAGAACCGAACACUCGAGGAGACUGCUGCCUUGUUCGACGGUGAGGAGGCCGCUGCUCAGCUUAAGGAGGUCGCCCACCACGCCGUCGGUGACGAGAAGGACGAGAAGACUGGCUCAUUCCAGGAGGAUAAGCCCAAGGUCUAA